This is a messenger RNA of Oryctolagus cuniculus (rabbit), 721 nucleotides long. It is a transcript of the gene NME3, whose product is annotated as NME/NM23 nucleoside diphosphate kinase 3. The record is from RefSeq and is a predicted model, not a curated record. Gene Ontology annotation, biological process: UTP biosynthetic process; CTP biosynthetic process; GTP biosynthetic process. NCBI's taxonomy places the organism in Eukaryota, Metazoa, Chordata, Mammalia, Lagomorpha, Leporidae. Gene Ontology annotation, molecular function: nucleoside diphosphate kinase activity.
CCUGCGCGCAGCCGGGGUCCCUUUAAGCGCAGGCCCCGCCCCGGGCGCCGCAGGCUCCGCGCCUCCCGCCCCGCAGGCUUCGCGCCGCCGCCGCCGCCAUCAUGAUCUGCGUGGUGCUGGCCCUCUUCGCGCACCUCUUCCCGGCAGCAGGCACCGGCGCGCACGAGCGCACCUUCCUGGCCGUGAAGCCGGACGGCGUGCAGCGGCGGCUGGUGGGCGAGGUGGUGCGGCGGUUCGAGAGGAAGGGCUUCAAGCUGGUGGCGCUGAAGCUGGUGCAGGCGUCCGAGGAGCUGCUGCGCCAGCACUAUGCCGAGCUGCGCGGGCGCCCCUUCUUCAGCCGCCUGGUCAAGUACAUGAGCUCGGGACCCGUGGUGGCCAUGGUGUGGCAGGGGCUGGACGUGGUGCGCGUCUCUCGGGCACUCAUUGGGGCCACGGACCCGGCAGACGCCCUGCCCGGCACCAUCCGCGGCGACUUUUGCAUCGAAGUCGGCAAGAACGUGAUCCACGGCAGCGACUCGGUGGAGAGCGCACGCCGCGAAAUCGCACUGUGGUUCCGGGCGGACGAGCUCCUGUGCUGGGAGGACAGCGCCGGGCACUGGCUGUACGAGUAGCGGCCCGCCCCGCCCCGCCCGCCCCGCCCCGCGGCCGCAGCUCCUCGUCCCAGCCUGGCGUGGCGGGUUGGUUGGUUGGUUGGUUUUGCAAUAAACUGAAGGCGACUGUG